AUGUCUUGGUAUCAAAGCUUUUCAGAUAGCUUUAAUCAAACACAUAAUAAUAUUACGAAAUAGUAUAAGUUUGGUUAGUUGGCUGAGAUAGAGAAAUAAGCAAAGUUAGGAGGAAAAAAGUAUCCGCGAUAAGUUACUUUGAGAGAAAAUCAUAUGAUUUAACAUAAUCAAAAGUAAAUUCCAUAUCCAACUUGUUUUUCUGUAAUAACAAAUGUAUAUGCAUUUAAAUAAUAAAGGAAUAAUUUUAAUAAUUACCAAAUGAGGAAAAAAUAUUAUUUCCUUGGAUAGAAUAACAAAAUAAAACUAUUCGAAUUCUUUAUGACCGUUCAUUAGGAGGAGAACAAAGAAGAUUAUUAAGAGAAUUUUAGAAACCAACAGCUAUUUAUUUUGAAACAUAAAAUCAAGCUUAUAGAUUGAUUGAAUACUUGAAAUUUAGAAAUUAAAAUCUUAAGGAAAAAUGUAAAAAGUCAAUGGAUAAAAUGUUUAAAUAUUAUGAAAAUCAAAGAUUUUUAUAUUUAGUAUAAGUAUCAAAUAAAAGAAUAGAGAAAAAAGCUGUUUAGAUAAGAGAGGCAUUAGAAAAGGAGAGAAUAAAAUGUAUAUAAAAUAGUAAUGAAUUACAAAAUUAUGAUAUUCAAAAGUAUAAAGAAUUGUUUAGAUAUCUAUAAUAAAAAGCAUUAGAAAAAUAGUAAAUUGAAUUGGCAACAAUAAAAGAAAAUAAAUUAUAAAUUUUAAGAAAAAGUUAAGGAUUCAUGUAAAAUUUAGAGAGAGAUAAUAUGAAAAUAAUAUUGAUUAAAUGGUAAAAGAUAGCAGAGAAGAUAAUGUAAGAAAAUAUAGAGAGAGAGAGAUAGGAAUAACAAUAAUUAUUUUUAGAGGAAUAAAGAUAAUAAUAAUUAUUAUAAGAGAAGUAGAUGAAGGAGGAUUUAGAAAAAAUAUAAUUAUAGGAAUUAAUAAAAUUAUAAAAUAGAGAAUUACAUUUUUCAAAUUUUAAAUUGAUCAUAGGUGAUAAUAUAAGAUUAUUAAAUCCGAUAUUAUAUAUUUAAUUUAAAGCUUUGGAAUCAUAAGAAGAAGGAAAGAUAGAAUUUGUAAAAGGAUAAGAAUUAUCAUUUAUGGAAUUAGAUAGUAGAGGUUGGAAGGCAGAUGUUGAGAUUACAUUGUCUCAUUUUAAAACAUAAGAUAUUUUAGAAUUUAUAAUAUUUGAUGAUUAUUAGGAUUUUAAUGAGAGAAUAUUAACGAAGGCAUAAGAAGAAGCAACAGAAGUUUUGGCAUUUAUAGCAACAGCAAAGAAAGUUAUAUAAGGUAGAAUAUCAAUAUUGGAAUUUGAAAAGAAUUUAAAUAGUAAUAGAAGACAUUUUGCAAGAUUGGAUUUAUCAGCUGAUUUAUAAUAGAAUUUAUAAUAAGAUUAAUAAUUUAAUCAACCAAUGAUUUAAAUAGAUUUACAUGAGGAUGUUAGAUUUAAAAUAACAAAUUCAACUAUUAAUCCUUUUUAUUUGGAUAUUGUAGAAUUACCAAUAACAGCUUAUGAAUUGAAAUAUUAUAUAAGAUAAUUGAAAGAUCCUAGAAAAAGUAUAUAGUAAUAAUGGGAAGAGUUUAAGAUUAAAUCUUUAGAAGAUGCUUUAUAAUCAAGAGGUUAGAUUUGGGCAAAUAAUAAAUAAUCAGAAGAUGAUUUGAUAGAGAUUUAGGAAUAUUUAUCAGAAGAAGGAUAUGAUAAUAAAGAUGGGAGAUUUAAAUAAUUAUAUUAUUAUCUAUAUCAUAAUAGGAUCUAGAAUACUGAAGGUUUUAUUAAAGUUAAAUUAAUUGUUGCUUGUUAAAAAGGAUUUACUAAAUUUUCAAGAGUAGAAUUAAUACCAAUUCUAUUGUAAUUUAAUGAGAAAAUCAAGAAUUUUGCAGAUGAUCAUGGAUUGUAAUGGCAUGAAAAUCUUAAUAUUUUAGAUAUUGUAUCUGAUGAAAUUAAUAAGUAUAUGGAUGAUGAGACAUAAAAAAAUAAUUAUGAAAAAGUAGAAUAAUAUAUUAGUAGUAUCAGAUUUAAAUACAAUAAUGUUUGGACAAAUAUUUUUAAGGAAAGAUUGUAAGGAUGGAAAGAUAAAAUAUAUAGAAUAGUAAAUGGAUGUGGUGCUAUUGAUAAUACUUAAGAUAAAUUAUUAUUGAUUGUUAGAUUAUUUUAAUUGUUUGAAGGAUAAGAGAAUUGUGAUGAAUUUAUUUAUAAAAUUAUUAGAUGUUUGAGAUAUCAAUUAUUAGUUCCAAAAAUUAAUAAUUCUAAAAUUACUAUGAUGUGGUUUAAAGAUCAUCUUAGUAAUUUAUUUAGUGGUUACUUUUAUUUUGAUGUUUGGUUAAGAGUUUUUGAUUAUAUUAUUGGAAUUGGAUUUAUUGAAGGUAGUUUUGAUAGAGUCAUUGCAAGUGUUGUAGGAGGAAUCUUAGAUUAAGUUAAUUAUUAAUCAUUUACCACCUAAGAAGAAUUUAUUAUUGGUUUAAAUAUUUAUGGUAGAUUGCUUUGUAAUCCAGAAAAAUUAAUUAUUGCCAGCUAUAAUUGUUAUUUAUUAAAUGAAUUUGAAACUCUUGAAAAAUAUGAUGAUCUUAUUAAAUAAAUGAUUUAAAAUGUUAAUCCUCUAGAUACCAUCUAUUCUGAUUAAUUGAAACUCUUAAAUACUUAAAAUCAAAGUUUAAUCAUAGAUAUUCCAGAAGAACAUGAAGGAUCGGUUUAUGAUAUUUAAGAAUCACAAAUCUUUUUAACUAAGAUUGGCUCUAAAUUUGUUUUUAAAUAAUAAAUAAAAACUGUCUAUAUAUUGAUUCACUCAUUAUACUUACAUUAAACUCAAUAUAUUGAAAGCAAUUAUGUUAUAAUUUAGGGUUAAUAGAAGAAUGAAUCUGAGGAGUUGUAUUUUGAAUUACCUUAUUCAUCUAAUAUCUUGGAUCUUUCAGUAAAUGAUACUUUUAGAGCAAGAAUUGAUUUAAGAUACUUAUAAGUAAAUACUAUUUAUAAGAAUGUUCUUAUUUUAUAAGAUGAUUAUAAUUUAGAAAGAAAUUAUUAAAUAUCUGAAAUUGAAUAUUCCAUAUUAUUAUCAGGAGAAGGGUGUAAUUCUGAAAAUCCAAUAUCUAAAGAUUCAGGAAUCUCAUUCUUUUUGGAUUAAUGCAGUUUAUUUAAUGUUAAACAUAGUGCAUUUUCACAUCCUGAUGAUUUUAAAUAAGGUAAUAACCUCAAUUAUGUUGAAUUCAAAUAAUUAGUAACAUAAUAUUUCUAAUUGGAUCCAGCCUAAAUAAAUUUCUAAGAUUUAUAUUUAUAAUUCUAACGUGAAGGAAACAAUUCAAUAUAUUUAGUAGAUUUAUUGUUUAAGUUGACUCAUAGUAAAUAGAAGAAAGAAGAAAUUUUGAAAUUGUUUAUUCCUAAUGAAUUAAUUAAUCAUCAACAAUAUAGAAGAUAAUAGAUGUAAUAUGGAGAUGUAAGAUUUAUUAAAGUACAACUAUCAGAUGAUAAUUAUGAAUAGACUGCAGAUUUAACUGAUUAUUUCAAUACAAUUUUAUAUAAUCAUUAUUAGAAGUAUAAUUCAUAUGAUUUAUUAUUGAUUGAUGAGAAUAACCGUUUUUAUUUAUUAGACAAUGUAGGUCAAAUAAGUAAUCAAUUUAAAUUAUGUAAUGAUAUAUUUAUUAAUAUUAGAAAUGUUGAUUUUAAGAAUGAAGUACAAUUCUUAUGGAAAUGUAAGAAAGAUAGAGUUUAAAAUGAGUAAACAAUUUCAAUUGGCUAGUGAAUUAUAAACCUAAUCCAGUUCAAUAAAAGAAUUAUUAGAAAAUAAUUAAAGAUUGUUAAGUUUGGAUUGUAAAUUUGAGAUUAAUCAGAAUUCAAUAAUUGAUUUUAAUUAACAUUUAGUAUACAUAAAUUGUAGAGAUGGAGCAAAAUAAUUGGAGAAAUGUACGAUAGUUGGAAAGAUAAACAAUAAAUAGAAUGAAACUAAAUAUUAUGUUGUUUAAUUGGAGAAUAAUAAGAAAGUAAUAGUAUAUAAGUAGGAUGUGUUAUUAUUUGAUACAAUACAAGAAGAUGAAUUAGAAAUAUUUGAUAAGCCUUGGAAAUAAAUAUGA
Paramecium sonneborni is the source of this 4068-nucleotide messenger RNA. NCBI's taxonomy places the organism in Eukaryota, Ciliophora, Oligohymenophorea, Peniculida, Parameciidae. The record is from the annotation of a GenBank genome assembly.